Messenger RNA from Xyrauchen texanus (razorback sucker), 1723 nucleotides. RefSeq names its product cornichon family AMPA receptor auxiliary protein 1 (gene cnih1). The transcript has 5 exons. Gene Ontology annotation, biological process: vesicle-mediated transport. Lineage: Eukaryota; Metazoa; Chordata; Actinopteri; Cypriniformes; Catostomidae. The coding region runs from base 52 to 486 and encodes 144 amino acids. The record is from RefSeq and is a predicted model, not a curated record.
GCGGUCUCUACGUCCCAUCCGUCGGUCUGGAUAAUUCCACAUGAACGAAAAAUGGCGUUCACAUUCGCGGCCUUUUGUUAUAUGCUGGCGUUGCUGCUGACGGCGGCCCUUAUUUUCUUCGCUAUCUGGCACAUAAUUGCUUUCGAUGAGCUGAAGACUGAUUAUAAGAAUCCUAUAGACCAAUGUAACACGUUAAACCCGCUGGUGUUGCCGGAGUACCUCAUCCAUGUGUUCUUCUGUGUGAUGUUCCUGUGUGCCGCAGAGUGGCUAACCCUUGGACUCAACAUGCCUCUGCUGGCCUAUCACGUCUGGAGGUAUAUGAGUCGCCCUGUGAUGAGUGGACCUGGAUUGUAUGACCCCACCACAAUAAUGAAUGCAGAUAUUCUUGCAUACUGUCAGAAGGAGGGCUGGUGCAAACUCGCAUUCUACCUCCUCUCGUUCUUCUACUAUCUUUAUGGGAUGAUCUACGUUUUGGUGAGCUCUUAAAACUGGAUGCUGCUGCUUUGGAAGUGUGUAUGAUGUUUGAAGCUCUGAUUUCAAUUCCCAAAUGGAGCUGAAUUUGGACUCGGCCAUCUCUCUCAGUUCUGGCCGGCUGUUUCAAAUGGACAUUUGACUUUAUUUAAUCUGCAUCAGCCAAGAACGAUUCAGGAUGCAAGCAGUCUGCACAAUUCUAGAAUCACACUUAUUCACAAAAACAACUACCAACUCUGUUUAGACGUACACUAUAUGCAUGUCAAGUCACUUUACACACUGAAAGCAUCCGUAGAUGAGAUGAAUCUCUUGACACUGACUGGAUCUUGUCCAAAGCAGAGACCCAAGGGCUUAAUAACGAAAAAGCUGAUAGAUAUGUUCAAUGAUUUUACUCCCCAUCUUUGUCUUCAAACUGUGGGACAAAAUAAAGAUCUUGAUGGCAGCAUUUUUACAGACGCCACAGGCUUAUUUUAUCUAUUAUGUAUUACUGCCUUGUAGCUCAGUCAGUUCUUUAAUUUGUUCUACAGAGUUGUGUGCUGCUUUGGUGGUACAUGAUCUUGUCAGUCUAUAUUUCUGCCUUAUAUAGAUGGUUGUUAUCAGAUGACUGGUCCAUUAAUUCUCAAUUUCAGUGUUACAACCAUUAAUUACAGACUUUCUGGUAUCAAAUGAGAACUGAUGCUUUCAAUGUGUAGAAGGCUUUACUGCGCACAGCCUGGAAAUACUCAAUCAUAUUGCUUUUAAAUUUAUUUUUUUGUGUGCAUUUUGUAUUUCUAAGAGGAAUUGUUUACUUCAGUUGUUAUGUGUUUUGUGAGAUAUAGAAGAGACGAGUGGAUGCUAUUUUCUGUUUGAAUAUUUAGGUUUGAUGUUGGCAUUGAUCUCAGUGUGCCAAGAUAAAACAUUUUGGUAAUCCGUUAAUAAUCAUUGACAGAUAAAUGGUUUAAGCAUGAUGUGUUGCUGGUAGAGCUUGAAUCCAGUGUUUUACCUGCAUUCAGAGCAGAGCUGUCUGUAAGACAGUGACACCAAAAGACAGUGCUGUUUUCAUUAUCACCAAACUGGGCCACCAAGGUGGCAUUAAUUCAUGUCACAUUUGAUUUCCCCUAUGAAGUUUUAGUAUUUUUCCUGAUUUAUAUCCUCUGUGUGUGUGAUUCCACCCUGAUAUGUGUGUUUGAAUGUUAAGUAUUUGUCAGAACUGUAGUAAAUUGUGAUUUUUGGCUUGUAAUAUUGCUUUAAAAUUCCCAAUAAAUUCUUCAUA